Molecule: messenger RNA, 1296 nt
Organism: Spodoptera littoralis (African cotton leafworm)
Lineage: Eukaryota; Metazoa; Arthropoda; Insecta; Lepidoptera; Noctuidae
Source: the annotation of a GenBank genome assembly
AUGGUUCGUGUAUGCGUUAUUGGAGCUGGUGCAGCGGGAUUGUGCGCUGCCCGCCACCUCCUAGUAGAACCAUGUGUCAACCAGCUGGAUAUCCUGGAACAAGCUCCUCAACUCGGCGGUACCUGGGUUUACACUGAGAAUGUGGGAUAUGACGACUUUGGACUUCCAAUUCACACCAGCAUGUAUAAAAGUUUAAGGACAAACCUUCCUAAAGAAAUUAUGGGUUUCCCGGACUUCCCAGUUCCGGAAAGUGACAAGUCUUACCUGCCCGCUAAGGACAUGCUGGCAUUCCUCAAAUUAUACGCAGACAAACAUGGCGUUACGGAUAAAAUCAAGUUCCGCCACCACGUGCAGUUGGUGAUACCAAAACAAACUCCUUCGGGAGAGCUGUGGGAUGUCACUUACAAGAACCUGACCAAUGGAGCCAUAGAGACCAAGGAGUACGACUACAUUUUCGUUUGCAAUGGACAUUAUAAUACGCCGUUUAUACCACAUAUACCAGGACUUAAAGAAUUCAAAGGUGACGUGAUGCACAGCCACGACUAUCGAGUGCCAGACAUCUUCGCUGACAAACGGGUCCUAGUCAUCGGCGCUGGUCCAUCAGGUAUGGACAUCGCCCUAGAACUGACGACUGUAUCAAAGAAAGUAAUCCUGAGUCACCACUUGAAGGAACAACCUCGCACUGAGUUUCCUGAUAAUUUGCAACAGAAACCUGAUGUGGAACGCCUUGAAGGGGAUAAGGUGUACUUCCUCGAUGGCAGCGAAGAUGAAGUUGAUGUCGUUUUCUUAUGUACCGGUUACAUGUACAACUUCCCGUUCCUCCACGAAUCCUGCGACAUCGUGGUGGAAGAGAACUGUGUGGAGCCCCUGUACAAGCAUGUGGUCAACAUGAAACACCCCAGCAUGUGCUUCAUCGGUGUCCCCUACUAUGUGUGCGCCUUCUCCAUGUUCGAUUUACAGGUCCGGUACUACGUCCGCUCAAUGAAUGGCACCUUCAGUCUACCUACUCCUGAACAGAUGGCUGAACAUUGGGAGGAGGAGAAACGGGACCGAGCUGCGAGGGGCUUCACCAGACGACAGGCGCAUAUGAUGGGACCUGACCAGGAAAAAUACUACGCAUCAUUAGCUGAUGAAGCGAAGACGAAGACUCUGCCUUCGGUGGUGACGAAAAUUCGUGACGAGAGUAUGAUUAGGUUCUUCCACAACCUUAAGAAUUACAGGCAAGAUAAAUACAAGAUUAUUGACGAUGGCACUUACGAGAUUAUAAGUAAUGGGAAACGAGAAGUUAUUUGUUGA